Molecule: messenger RNA, 1014 nt
Organism: Lactuca sativa (garden lettuce)
Lineage: Eukaryota; Viridiplantae; Streptophyta; Magnoliopsida; Asterales; Asteraceae
Biological process (GO): DNA repair; telomere maintenance
Molecular function (GO): DNA helicase activity
Source: RefSeq, a predicted model, not a curated record
AUGUUCUUACGCAUUUUGCUCAACAAAGUAAAGUGUCCUACUUGCUAUGAAGAUAUUAGGACAGUUAAUAGGACCAUUUAUGACUCUUACAAAGAUGCUUGCUACACUCUUGUUCUAUUAGACGAUGAUAGAGAGUACAAAUCAUCUAUACACGAAACACAUCAUUGGGCUACCGCUUCUUUCCGUAGGCCUCUAUUUGUUAUGUUGAUUACAUCGAAUAGUCUAUCUGAACCUCAUCAUGUUUUUAAAGAGACCUAUAAUUGUCAUUCUGGUGAUGUUGUUCACGUUUGUGAAGAAGAAAUCGAUGUGAUAGGUGGUGUCUUUUUCAUGUAUGGUUAUGGAGGAAUAGGAAAAACAUUUGUUUGGAAGACAUUGUCUGCUGCUAUUAGAUUCAAAGGUGAAAUUGUUAUCAAAAUUGCUUCAAGUGGAAUUGCAGCACUCUUUCCCUCUGGUGGUAGGACAACACAUUCAAUAUUUCAUUUACCAAUUAACUUGAAUGAGGAUUCAUUUUGUUCUAUUACGCUGGGUAACGACGUAGCUACCGUGUUGAAUAAAGCGAGACUUAUCAUUUGGGAUGAAGUCGUGUUGAUGCACCAUCAUUGUUUCGAAGCAUUUGAUAGGACAUUUAGAGACGUUAUCCUUUCAUCGAACAAGAAUAAACUGUUUGGAGGCAAGACCAUUGUCAGUUAUCCAAACAAUGAUUUCAAAGAGACAAAAUCAUUUGCUGAAUGGAUUCUUAAAAUUGGUGAAGGUACUAUCAGUGGCCCUAAUGACGGUGAAGUUGAAGUUGAAUUUCCAAAAGAUUUUAUCGUUCCCUCUAUAGGUGAUCAUAUUCAUUCAAUUGUAUCCACCCUUUAUUCAUCCUUUCAGAACCAUCUUGAUGAUCCAUCUUAUUUUCAAGAUAAAACUAUUUUGGUCCCUACAAAUGAAGAAGUUGGUGCUAUCAAUGACUACAUGUUAGAAUUGAUGAAAGAUGAAGGAAAAAUGUAUCGGAGUUCAGAUUCUGUUUUGUGA